This is a messenger RNA of Thelazia callipaeda (thelaziosis nematode), 639 nucleotides long. The record is from the annotation of a GenBank genome assembly. NCBI's taxonomy places the organism in Eukaryota, Metazoa, Nematoda, Chromadorea, Rhabditida, Thelaziidae.
AUGAGUCUUUUUCGUUUUAUUCGUUCUUUACUGGGGCGGAAUACCAAGUCUGUGGUAGGUAUUGGCAAUGCUGGACGUAUCAUUUGGGUUGACUGUGAAAUGACUGGACUUGAUGUGAACAGUAAAUCGAUUGUCGAGAUUGCUUGUGUUGUAACCGAGGCAGAUUUGACAGUAAUGUUUCCAUUCCCGAAUUCACAACAGCAGAUCAUCGAGGAAGGAGUGAGUAUCGUUAUAUCGCAGUCACAAGAUGCUCUUGAAGAAAUGGAUGACUGGUGCAAAACAACGUUUUCCGCUAAUGGUCUUUUGCAAGAAAUUUUUUCCAGUACGAUUACUAUGCAGGAAGCUGAAAACGAGGUACUAACAUAUGUUAGGCGUCAUACCAGCUCCAAUGUCUGUCCUCUUGCUGGUAAUUCUGUUGGUAUAGAUCGAAUUUUUCUUCAGAAAUUCAUGCCUACAUUUGCCAAUCACUUACAUUACCGAACCAUCGAUGUUUCAUCUGUAAAAGAGUUAGUACGCAGAUGGUACCCAUGGUUAAUCACAAGCAUACCACAAAAGCAGUGUGAACAUCGAGCACUUGAUGAUAUUUAUGAAAGUAUAAAAGAACUCCAGUGGUAUAAAAAGAAUAUCUUCAUUCCAUAA